AUGGCAAAUUAGUACAAUGUUCAAAUACUACUCCAAAAGAAAUAUUCUAAUUGUCAAUCAUAUUAUUACUCAUGGACUCUCAAUAAUUUUAUAAAUUCAGCUAGAACAAAAGAAGUGAUAGAGUUUUAUUAAGCUAUGGCUUACAAUGAAAAUUUGGAAUAUUUGAGACGGUUCUAUUUUGCCAGUAUAAAUUAAACAAAAAUUGUUAGAUGAAAUAAGAGAUAAACUUCAGUUAUUUACUGAGUACUACAAAUAUCAUAAUGAGAUUCCAAGAUUAUUUAUGGAUAAAAUAAGCAAUAUUAUGAGCAAGUAUCUCAAGAUUAUACAUAAGUUAGUUAUCAUGAUAAGAAAAGAAGAGUUGAAUAUUAUAGAAUUAAACGUAUUAUUGAAGAAGAAAAUCGUAAAAAUCCAAAUAAACCUAAAAAAGCAAUUGCUGGUGAUUAACCAGAAGAACUUAAACCUACAUCUCCUAAAAUUCAAGAUUAAGUUUACAGUAAAAUACUAAAAGAUAUAGUUGAUAAUUCUACAACUAUUGAAGCAAUUAAUAAAAAAUUAGAAGGUAUUUAAAUUAACACAGGAGAAUUAAUUCUUUAACCUUCUAAUAGAGAAGAAGAAUAAUUACAAAAUUUUAUACAUUACUUAGUUGAAAAACAAAAACCAAAAAUUUAAUCACAUAUUUAAUUGCAUUCACCUAAAACAUUUAAUAGAAUUCCAUUUGGAGUCAGUCAAUAAACUAUCAAAUAGAUUAUAUAAAAAAAUUCGAAAAAUUAAUAAACAUUUCAUUUAUCUCCAAAAAUACUUAAAGAUGAACCAUUAAUAAUAUAAAAUGGUCCAUCUACACAUAGAAUUAUAAAGGAUCCUCUAUCUAAAAUACUUAGUCCUGUUCAUAUUUAUACAAUGAAUUCACCUCAUACAAUUUAAACUAAAUAAAAACUUAAGUAUAAUUAUUUUAUUUAUAUAGUAUUUAAACUCAUCGAUCCUAAUAAGCAAGUGUUUCUCUUUCCAAAUAAUUUAAAAUUACAGAAAGCAUGCCAUAAAAUAGAAAGUUUCAUUAACAUACAAGAUCAGGAUAUAGAUUAUUUAAGAAAUGA
Messenger RNA from Paramecium primaurelia, 1091 nucleotides. The record is from the annotation of a GenBank genome assembly. NCBI's taxonomy places the organism in Eukaryota, Ciliophora, Oligohymenophorea, Peniculida, Parameciidae.